AUGGGAAACUGUCGAUCGAUGAUACAUACGUUACCGGACGAAGAAAUUGCUGAGAUAGCUAAGGAAACAGGGUUCACCAGAAAACAGAUCACGAGGCUUCACACCAGAUUUUUAUCCCUGGACAAACACGGUCGUGGAUACCUGGAGAGAGAUGAUUUUUUUGCGAUACCGGAGAUCGUUGUUAAUCCACUUGGCGAUCGGAUAAUCGAUGCAUUUUUUGAUGAAGUGAGCGAUCCGGAAGGUCAGAUGAAAUUUGAGGACUUUGCCCGCGUUUUGGCACAUUUUCGUCCGCGUAAAGAGAAUGAGACAAACGAUAUCAACAGUAGGGAAAAAAAAUUGAGAUUUGCAUUUGCGAUGUAUGAUCUAAACAAAAAUGGCUACAUAACCAGGCAUGAAUUUAAAGUGAUCUUGAUUAUGAUGAUCGGACCUCACGUCUCUGAUCAAGAAUUAGAAUGCAUAACUGAUAGAACAAUGAAAGAAGGCGAUUACGUAAAAGAUGGUCAGAUAUCGUUUCAGGAGUUUUCGCAGGCUAUGGAUCGCUUACAUAUCGAAGAACUUAUGUCAAUUCGAUUUGGAGACUAA
Messenger RNA from Enterobius vermicularis (human pinworm), 582 nucleotides. The record is from the annotation of a GenBank genome assembly. Lineage: Eukaryota; Metazoa; Nematoda; Chromadorea; Rhabditida; Oxyuridae.